AGUAAUUCUCAGAAGCUUUGCGUCUAUUGCGUGUUGCAAUUUGCAAAUGAAUGAUUUUAUAACGAAGUAAAUAAAUGUUCAUUUUGCGACAUUGUUAAUUCUCUAAUGAAACACCAUAGAUGGAUUCAGAAGCAUAAAACAUGUGCAAACAAAGUAGGUCAAGAUAUUUCCGUGUUUGGGCCGUGAUCACGUUGGUUUUGUCUCUUACUUUGGGAUAUUUUUAUUCGUUCUGGUUUACAAUCAGCGAGAAUAACGAGGGAAAGGACAGUGAGGUGUUCGACCCCCAGAAAGAGAGAUGCAACGAUUUUAGUCCGGCAUUCCCGUCAGCUGGAGGUCCUGGCUGUAAAAUGAAGUGUGAACCUAAAGAUAGACAAGUAACUUCAACUUAUGCUGCAAUAUAUAUACCUUAACAAGACCCACAGUUGGCCUAAAGAAUUGUUGGACAAUAUGCACUUGGCUGCAACAAUUCUGAAGAAAUAUGGCACCCCUUGCAGCCUUGAUACAGAGAGAUCUGUCUACCUGCAUCUCACAUUUGAUUAUUACUGCUGCUACACAGAAAGCGAAGCUGUGAAGAUUGGGGAAUUCAUUAACUCCCACAGAUGGACUUCUCUGGUGAUAUCAUUUAACAAGAUGGCCUGUGCGAUUAGCUCUCAUGGUGACAUAGCAUCGCUUGUUUUAAUGGUUGACGAGGAAUCCCAGAAGAAACUACUGGAGUAUGCCCUUGAAAAUGAGCAAGAGUUGGAGAGGCAUACAGGUAUACCCAAGAAUAUUCCGCACACUCAACUUCAAGAAUUUCACAUGACACUUGCCACAGUGGACCAAAGAGAGUUCCCAGUGCAAGCGGCAUUGAAAGAAAUAAACAAUGUCAUUCAGCCUGGCAAAUGGCAUAGAACUCCAGUUGUUUUGCACAGACCAGUUUGCAGAAAAUGCGACCGACUAAUUUCUGCUUUGAAGAAAGAGAAUUUAUAGCGAUGGGCAAAUCUUGAUGUGGAAUAAUUUCAAGAAAUAAUAGUAGUCGUAGUCGUAGUUUUGGUUGACACAAGUUGGCAUUUCCACAGAUUCCUCGAUGCUUAGCCGCAGACUGAUUCUGCUGUCCUUAGACUGGACACGGCCCAAAGACCCUCCUCUCUCCCUGGGUCACGCCUCUAUCCUCGCCAAUCUAGUGAAGAAAGGGGUGAACGUCGCCUCUAUGGAAUACAGCGUGAACUCCCCGACCUACACCUGGACGCAGGUUGUCGAAGAUAUGGAGAAGACGUUGAAGUCAUUCGGUAAAAACCUAGCCAACACCGACAUAGGCAUCGGUGCUUUUAUUUGGAAUGAAAACUCGGUGCAAAAUAUAACAGAAUCUCUGAAGCAACGCGGGUUCCCUGGGCGUGUCAUUCUUGGGGGACCGCAGGUGUCGUAUUCGUCCCCGGGGAUUGAGCACGAAUAUCCUUACGCUGACGUUUUCAUUCGAGGCUACGCGGAAGAUGUGAUGUUUAAAUUGAUGACGUCGGAAGAGAACAAGCCGAUAAAAGGUGUUCACUACAAAGGUGAGCCCGAUUUAGCAUGGCGAAGCCAAGUCGACUUGGAUAAUUUGACCUCUCCGUAUCUCUCUGGAUUGAUCAAGCCACAGCCAUUUCUCCGGUGGGAAACUCAGCGUGGUUGUCCGUUCAUGUGCUCCUUCUGCCAGCAUCGGGAGAGUGGAGAUCAUUUGAAGAGAAGAAAUUUAUUGCCCAAGCGAGUAGAAGAGGAAAUCGACUUCUUCUGCGAAAACAACGUGCACGACUUAGCGGUCCUCGAUCCCACGUUCAAUUCCGGGCCAUUCUACUUGGACGUUUUGAGGCGCUUCGUGAGAAAUAAAUAUCGCGGAAAAAUAGCCCUGCAGUCGAGAUUCGAAAUGGUCAAAGAGCCGUAUCUAGACCUCUGUGAACAGUUAAACGAAACAGGUUUGGUUCAGUUGGAAUUUGGACUGCAGACAAUUCAUAGCAACGAAGCAAAAGCCGUUCGUCGGGGUAAUCCGUUGGAACGGAUUAAACGCUCCAUAAUAGACAUAAAUUCCCGUAAUUUACUCUACGAAGUGUCGAUCAUCUUCGGACUGCCCAAUCAGACCCUCGAGUCAUUUAAGCAAACCGUGCAGUUCUGUUUGGUUCAUAAAGUUCCGGUCAUCAAAGCUUUCCCCCUGAUGCUCCUCAGGGGGACCGAACUCGAGGAGAAGAAAGAGGAAUGGGAUCUAAUCGAGAGUCCCGUAUCGGCGGGGGACUUGAUCGAUAGAGUUCAAGAUGGUAUACCCCAUGUUGUUGCAAGUAGUUCGUUUACCGUUGAUGAUUGGUCGCGUAUGGCCGAGAUCGCAAAUAAUUUGGCGAGAACUGAGGGUAAUCAUCCUGCUAGUGUGGACGAGUUACUUAAUUGUCGAUUUUCUCAAGAAAACCAGACGGGUAAUAAUUGCAUAGCCAGAAUCCAGGAGUAUCAUCUUUAAUCCAGUCCUGUAGUGUAACUUGAAAUAUAGCCCACGGCAUUCUAAGCUAGGUUUUUAUUAUUAAAAAAUAUUACAAAAUAAGUAUGCAUAUAUUAUAAAUUAAAGUAAGUAUAUAGACAGCAUACGUAUAGUUGGGGUACCUAGUUAUGUUUGAAAACUCCCAGAAAUAAUUGUUGAAUAAUGUUGAAAUACAAUGCCUCAUCGGAUGCGCAUGCGUGGCUAACCACUAUGUAGUUGAAAUAGUAGCUUUUAAAAUGAGAAAAGUUUGGCAGACCUCGAUGUAU
Dendronephthya gigantea is the source of this 2742-nucleotide messenger RNA. RefSeq names its product anaerobic magnesium-protoporphyrin IX monomethyl ester cyclase-like. The transcript is spliced from 5 exons. Lineage: Eukaryota; Metazoa; Cnidaria; Anthozoa; Malacalcyonacea; Nephtheidae. Gene Ontology annotation, molecular function: iron-sulfur cluster binding; catalytic activity. Bases 1067 to 2458 code for a protein of 463 amino acids. Gene Ontology annotation, cellular component: cytosol. The record is from RefSeq and is a predicted model, not a curated record.